UUAUUCGGGUGGACAGAUUGAAGGACAUUCACGAAUCACGAUUCACGGCUCCUCUGAUGUCACCUGACCUGUGGCCUAAGGCACCAAGGCAGCAACAAGAAUUCGCCUCAACGUCUUCCCUUCCAUGGACUCAAAAGGCCGACCCCGGAACACGCCAGACACCAGAUCGGAUCUUCGCCUCCUUCCCUUUCGCCAUCUUCGCGUCCGCGAUGGACGUUUUUUCUACUUGCAACUGAUCGCUCACUACCUCUGACGGAGAUUCUCAGAUCAAUCCUUUGAGGAAGAGUCACAACUUCUCUCACGUUCGCGGCCGUGUGCCGCUGGUUUUCGGAACAGUCAUGGUUCUCCCACUCCCUGUUUCGCGGCCGAAUUUAUCAAUCAUCACCUCAGAUCUCUGGCCUUCCAUGUCCAAUGUUGUUGCCGCGCCUUGGAGGGGGCUCAGCGGCCAUCUGCCCGCAAAUGGCCUCCAGAGACGCUCGAUGUCCCAGAGCCCCGCCAGACGAGGUGAGACGCAAGAGAACAUAGCGAUGGCUCCGCGUCUGUCGUUGCCGGAGUGCCUAGGCAAAGUCUCUCUGGACGUCUUGGAGAGGAGUGCGAUGAUACGGCCAGUGCAUCCCAGCCGGUUUUCCUCGAGAUUCAAUAAGAAGGGUAAGUUGAGUUUAGGAAUAAUGUUUGUUUUUUGGUAUCCUGACAUCGUCGUGUUCUAUUAGGCAACACACUUUGGACCUCGACUGCGGCCAACGGCCUUCGCAUUAAUCCCACCUCUUCCCGUUCCUACUCUGCUC
Molecule: messenger RNA, 785 nt
Organism: Penicilliopsis zonata CBS 506.65
Lineage: Eukaryota; Fungi; Ascomycota; Eurotiomycetes; Eurotiales; Aspergillaceae
Exons: 3
Coding region: 339-710 (123 amino acids)
Source: RefSeq, a predicted model, not a curated record